Molecule: messenger RNA, 5838 nt
Organism: Schistosoma haematobium
Lineage: Eukaryota; Metazoa; Platyhelminthes; Trematoda; Strigeidida; Schistosomatidae
Product: U3 snoRNP protein, variant 2
Exons: 6
Coding region: 3024-3440 (138 amino acids)
Biological process (GO): rRNA processing
Cellular component (GO): Pwp2p-containing subcomplex of 90S preribosome; small-subunit processome
Molecular function (GO): protein binding
Source: RefSeq, a predicted model, not a curated record
CUUGACCUUGUAAACAAGCGCAUCUUUUGAGUCUCAGCGCGUGGUUGGCCAAUGCUGAAAUUCGGCAUCGCUAAUUCUACUGAUGACUUUGAAAUAGUAACAAAAGUCCCAAAGCUUUCGCGUAAAAGACCUGAAACUGUGAUUAAAAGUGCAAAGACCGGGAAGAAAAAAUGCACAAAAAAGGCUAAGGAAGAAGAUCAAGUUUUGAAACCUGCGUGGACGGAUGACGAUGAUAUUACUCCACAAAUAUCAAUUCGGUGUGUUUGGUUCUGUUAACUCAUUUUAUAGGCCUCCACGAGCCUUAGACGUGUUUGCAAAAAUAGAUCAGCUUAAAAACGUGAAAUCAGUUGGCUCAGAUGAUGAAGGGAAUUGCAUUUACUCUCGGAAAUCUGCUGCAUGUGAUGAGAAAAGCUCUAAAAUACUCUCUUACGGAAAAGAAAUAGGCGUUAAGAGACUUAGUGAUGUCAAUCGUGAGAGAAGGUCAAUGGCUUCAAUCGUAUCAACUGAGUUCAAUACACACCACCGUAUGCUUUUAACUGCAAGCGUAGAUAGUACUAUGGCUUUUUUCAAGGUGAUAUUGAUUUACUAUAGGUGUUCUAUAACCUUUGAAACCGCAUCCAACUGUUUUGUUUUAAAUGUAUUAAUGUUUAUCAACUGACUCAGUGUUCAUUCAUACUUAAAUUGUUAGUUACAGCGGGGUUUAUCCUGACUUUCUUUGGCAGGUUUUACCCAAGUCUUGGUGACUAUCGUGCUAAUAUCGAUACGUAACUUGUGCAGCUUCACUGGAUUGUUUUUACUGAGGAUAUUUUUAUGCUAGUCCGAUUAUUUAAGGUUUGAAUAAUUUUUUCUGGUUAGCGUUUUUUAGCGAGUUGGCCUUCUACGGGAUGGAGUCGCUAACCCCAUGCCCAUCCCUCCUUCUUUAUCCGGGCUUGGGACCGGCAGUAGCCCUCGGAGGGACUCCAGGCGGAGUUUACGUAAUACGUUGAGAACUUCACCUUUCAAUGAAACGGUGAAUUACUGGUUUUCAAACCUAAACCAUCUACUCUAGUCCAAACAGCUGGUUGAUAUGAUUAAGCCUCAGAAAAAGCAGUGACUCAAAUUCUGGUUUGAAAUCUGUAUUUCGGGUUAUAAGGUAAUGAUCACUUUUCAUGUUUUAACUCCUUUGAUGUUACCAAGUUGAAGUCAUUCAAGUUCAGUUAUCGAUAGUAGACUCAUUCUUUGUAAUACCUCAUUGACCUUUUGAAUACUUUACCAAUGUUGAAAGUUUUGUUUAAGUCCUAUUCAAAGUAUAGAGUAUCAUCAUAUGACUGAAAAAUAUACAUAGGAUGAACCAAAUUGUCUAUUUCGUGCUGAAAUUAUAAGUGUAAAUUGGGAUUGCUUUUGAGGUUAAACAUCACUUCUAAUUUUCGUAUGUGUAUAGUUUGUUUUACAGAAACAAACUUAACCUCUGUCGAAAUAAUAAGCAUAUAUCACAGUUCCAAAAGUUAGAUUCAUUUUCUUUUGACUCGUUUGCCAAACCAAUUACUGUGUAUUUGAUAUGUCGCUAGUAAAAGUAAAUGUAACUCACCAACGAGCGUGAACUGAUAGACAUUCAGGUCACUGUCUGUUAAUUAUGCGAUUUGGUUGCUACAGAUUUCUGCUUUGAAUUCACUGAAUAUAGACCACCUAUAAUUGUGUUGAAUGAAGCACUUUCUAGUCUAUACUGGUUCCCUGUUUCGGUUUGGGCACCCGGGCAGUACCACAACCCUCACACAUAUCAAAUGAGAUCUGUGUGACGCAUAUCUAUUUGUGGCCUCAUUGUACCAAUAUUUAUGUGGUAAAAUAAAUAAAUACUGGUUCCCUAUUAUUGGUUGUGAACCGCAUAUCUGGCGUAACGUGACUCGUCUGUGUAUAGUAUAGCGACCGAGUACAAUCUCAAUCACCGGUCCCAUUAUCGUAACAAAAAAUAAUUUUUCCCUCCGUUGCAUCAUUCAUUAUCAAAUGGAUUAAUAGACUUAUUACAUAAGUCCACACUCUUCUAGAGAAUCUGCAGAGAUUAUCUGUGCAGCUCUCGUAGAAAUAUUUGGGAGACAUGUCAUAGAGUAACAUCUUAUCGUUUCGGAGAUUCGAGUAGACCAAUGUGUGAUUGAUGGAGAUUCAGGCACCCACUUGGUUUCAUAGUCACUGUAUACCUGGGAAUAUUUAAUCAAAAAGGAACAUCGACAUCGGUUUUGUGGCAAACAUCAUCAAGACAAUCAUUUCAAAACGUUUCGAUUUCGUUGUAAGAAUCUACAUUUUAUUCUUUUAGUUUCACAGCCUACUCAUGUGUAGGUGGAUAUACAUUUUUUGAGUAGUUUUGAGACGCUUUUCUUAAUCCGAGGUAAGCUUUUUCAGCUCGUCAGAUUCAAAGUCUGCGUCCUUAUCUUUUCAUGCCUUUGGAACUUCGCAUUGAUUAUCGAGUUCCAGUUUUGAAUACUGCGAAUAUUUAUGAUAAAUCUUGUAAAAGUUAUUUUCAGUAAUUUUGUCGGUUACAUUAUCAAUGUUGCUGUACCUUAUGGUGGUCUUGUUUGAUUAUGGUUUAACUACACAUUAGGGCUAGGGGAUAUCUCGUACUUCCAAAUUCUAAGUGGUUGCUCUCACCUUGACCUAAUGGUUAAAGCAGUAUAUCGUAUUCAUCGAUUACUGAAAUUACAUAAUCCUGUGAAGUUUAAUUAUCAUUUAUAUUAUGUCCUGUUGAAAUAUAGGUUGAUGGCUCGGAAAAUGCACUACUGCGUGAUCGUGUGUAUGAAAACUUUUCUCUUUCCUCAGCUAAGUUUACAGCUUACGGUGAUAAAGUUAUUUUUACCGGGAAUGUUGGCUCGUUUCGUAUUUAUAAUUUAGAAACUGGAAAUGAAAGUCGUGCAAGACGAUUUAUUGGUUCAUCAACAGACGAAACAAUCACUAAAUGUUUUAUUUCACCAGUUCAUCCAAAUUUGGUAGCCCUGGGAACCAAUGGAAGUGCUGUGUAUCUGGCCGAUUUACGAAGUUUAGAAAAAAUUUCAGUUAUGAGAGCAAGUGGUAUAACCAAUUCAAUUUGUUUCACUCAAGAUGGAACAUUUUUGAAUACUUAUGGGGCUGAAGGUUCUAUCUAUGUAUUUGAUCUACGAGUUAAUAAAGCUAGAAUUAUUCAUCGUUGGUUUGAUCAAGCCAGUACAAAUGGUUUAUCUAUCUCUUCUUCACCUAAUUCACAAUGGAUUGCUUGUGGGGCAGAUAGCGGUUAUGUAAAUGUUUACAAAUGGUCAUCUACAAUGAAUACAGAGAAUCCACUACCUGAUAAAGCUAUUGGUAAUUUAGUUACCGGUGUUAAUUCGCUUUGCUUUCAUCCCUCUAAUGAAAUUCUUUGUCUGGCUUCUUCACAACGUCCGGAUGCUGUUCGACUUGUAUGUUUUCCUAAUAGCUGUCAUAUUUGGAUAAUUUAUUAAAGUGUCAUGUGGCGGUUAAAACUUUUGACUUUCACGGACUAAGUUUCAAGUUCAAACUCCGCUUUACCUAUUUCGGCUUUGGCAACCGAGUGGUAUCAGUAGCCUGCACACUUUGAGUAUGGCUCAUUCUCAAACACCUGACGAAUAGGUUAAUCAAUUAUCCGGAUUAAUUUUUUUAUUCAAAUCAUUACAUAAGUUCUCAGUGAAGCUGACAGAGUAUACACCUAUAUUUUUAGACGGAAACCCCACAGAAUACGUGUGUUUUAUAAGAGUCUUAGUGAUGUAUCUGUCUAAUAAAGAGUUAACUGACGAAUCAAAGUUAAUGUAUUUGUUAAAACAAUAGACAGGGGUUGUUUCCAGUGCGAUUCAAUAUUGUGAAUUAUUACUAUCAUUUGAAGGUCAGAAGGGUACUUCGACUGGUUUUGGAAGGUCAACAGAAAUUUUUGAGAUGAUGAAAAUAAAUGGUCGUUAAAUUAAAAUGUACUCUUAGGAUCUUAUGGCCUUCCUCGUUGUCUGUCAGUGUACGGUAACAAUUUGAUCUGGUUCAUAAAUUUAUUCCCAUGUCAGUGGUUGUUAAAGCACUUAUUAUGAUCCCUUUUUCCCAAAAACUUGUGGGUAAGCACCUGUCUACUACUUAUAAAACUAGUGUGUUCUGCCUGAUCUCCGUCAAAAAAAUAUAGGCGUAUAUUUUCGGAGUUUAAACCAUAUCCUAUCCUGAUAAAUUAACAUAUCUGAUGGAUUCUCAACCUCUCUCAUAUAAUACAGUCUCUUGUUCAAUCAUGGCGAAGUUAUUAUUGUUAUGGAAUGAACGGAUUCUGAUUCAGUUAGAAAAAUGUUAGUGGUAAUAAUACAUAUGCUUCAUUGAGAGAAAUACUGACGUAUUUUUUGUUGAUUAUUAGGCACCGACAAUAACUUACCCCUUAAAAUCACAUAUAAGCUUAUAAUCUAAAACAUUGAUUUCUGGUUCGUCAGUGUCUUAUGUAAACUUUAAAUGUCAUUAAAUUCAGUGUAUAACACUAUCUAAUUGAACAAAUGCAUACAUUGCUACUAACUUUACCAUGUUAUUACAGCAUCUUUCCGAAUUAAGAAAUCACCUAUAUCCAUAUAAAUCAUCCCUAAUCUAUGCAUGUAAAACUAAUUUUGAAGUGUAUCUUUUAGUUGUAUUAUUGUCUCCUUACAUUUUUGAGUUUCAAGUGGCUUGUGGGUGCCUAAAGUUUAGAAGUUAAUUCAAACACCAAUGUUUGAUUAUAGGCAUGAAAAUGUCCUAUUUCUCUCUUCCUUUGGGGCGAUAAAAUGCGGUUUACAUAUUGCCGGUUAAACUAAUGUUUCAGUUGAUCAGUGACCUUUGAAAUACUACCUAAUUCAGACUUUAACACGUUCUGAUAUUUUAAAAUUUAUUUUCAUUCAUAUUUAUAAUGGUAGGCUUUCAUGUAGCUUAUAGAUGUGCUUGAUGUUUAAUAGUAGAUUUCUAUCAUCUUUAAUAUUCACAUAGAUAAUCGUUAAUAAGGUCGAAUGUUGAAUUGUAUCCACUAUUCUCUGCUUGUUAAUAUUAUCUAUCGUAUUCGAUUUAAUGACCACAGCAAAUGUUGGACAUCGAAAUGCUUCCUUAAUAUAUCAUCUUUUCUUGGAAUAUUUCUUUCGAUUAUCUUUAAUCUUAAAUUUCUCAUCACAAUUUUAUGUAGUUGACAGUUGAACUAGUCAUUAUGUAAAAUUCCAUCAAUUUAGCCUUGUUGAGACAUGUCACCCUAAUGUUAGUAGGAAAAUAUACUUAAAACUAUCGAAUAAUAGUAGUAACGUUUUGUAAUGAAUUCUAAUUCCUUAGAUGUCUACCAUUCACUGAACAGUGGUUGAAUUAGAAUCGAAUUAAUGAUGGGGUCAAUUUCAAAAGCUAGUUGAUUACUAUCUUGUGUUAAUCGAGGUUUUUUUAAACCUUCAUCAUCACUUGUGUUAUUAAAUUAAAAGUGGUUGAUUAUUUUGUAUAACGAGAUUUUGUUAAGACUAGUUUAGUUAGGGUAUAAUGCAUUUGAAUAUAGACAUUCAGUGAUCAACCUUUUCUUUAUCUCUUAAUAGCUUCAUAUCGAUUUCGCCAUUUUUCUUCCUGUUUAAUUUCUUUUUGUGCAUAUUUAUUUUCAGUAUGAUGUAAACGAAAGUAUAAUCUUUGAAAACUUUCCCGCUCGUGUUGGUACUUUAAACAAACCCACAUCAAUUGGAUUUAGUCCUGGUGGGCGAUUUCUUUGUGUUGGACAAUGUAAUGGUCGCGCUGCUCUUUACGCUUUGAGUCAUUACAACGACUAUUGAUCUGAAUCAGUCACCAUUGUACAUAGGUACUUUCUAUUUGAUUUUGUUCUCAAGAUUUGUGUACACAUUAAAUUGUUUAAAAUAAAAUUAAGUUCGAUGA